Macadamia integrifolia is the source of this 929-nucleotide messenger RNA. RefSeq names its product PHD finger protein ING2-like. Gene Ontology annotation, cellular component: nucleus. The record is from RefSeq and is a predicted model, not a curated record. Lineage: Eukaryota; Viridiplantae; Streptophyta; Magnoliopsida; Proteales; Proteaceae.
CAAUGAUAAAUCAGACGAGAGACCAAACCGAAUACUGCUUGGGAUUGCAUUCUCAAAUCUCAAAAAGGGGGAACCACGAUGAAGACGAAACGUUUGAGAAGAUGCGGAAGGACAUCGAGGCAAACCAGGAGAGUGCCUUGAGCCUCUGCACCGAGAAGGUCCUGCUAGCUCAGCAAGCGUAUGACCUCAUAGAUAGCCAUGUGAAACGACUUGAUGAAGAUCUCAACAACUUUGCUGAAGAUCUAAAGCAAGAGGGUAAAAUAGCUCAUGAUGAACCGGCUAUCCUUCCUCCUUUAUCUAUAAUACCAAAAGAUGAGAAACGGAAAUCAUUCUUUGGGACUCCGAAAUCAAAUAGGCUUGAUUUUAGGGACCGUGAUUGGGACCGGGAGCGUGAUAAGGAUUUUGAGCUGAUGCCUCCUCCACGCAGUCACAAGAAAAAUGUUCCCGCUCCAGUUGAUGUUGAUCAACCCAUUGAUCCAAAUGAACCGACCUACUGCGUCUGUCAUCAGGUUUCUUUUGGAGACAUGAUUGCUUGUGACAAUGAGAAUUGUCAAGGAGGUGAAUGGUUCCAUUACUCUUGUGUUGGGCUCACACCAGAGACAAGAUUCCAAGGGAAAUGGUCUAUGUUGCUGUACUUGUUAUUCUUCCCUACGGGAACAGAAGCAGCCAAGAGUUCUGGGUUCUGUAAAGUAGUUAAUUGUAUAAUUGCCUUGAAUUUGCUUCAAGCAGUGUCGUUGGGAAGGGAGUUCUUACUUGAAAGGUUAUAAAAAAUGUUUGAUGCUCGAAAGGACUCUGCUCUGAAUUCUUAAAAAUGAGUGGCCCCCCCCAGACAAACCUAAACAACCCUCUCCCUCUCAGUUCUCUUAUUUGUAAUUUAACUUGAAAGUGAACUAGUGAGUAGUUCAAAAUGCAGGGGAGAUUCUUUACCA